AUGGACGAAAAAGAAAUCUUGGACAACAUAGACGGCCGCAUGCAUGGACCCAUGCCCGGUUUUAUAGCAAAGUUCUUUGGAGAACCUACCUGCACUCACCGAGACAAUGGAUUGGAGGUCCAGUCAGCUGCUCCAACUCCCGACAGUUUCCUACCAUGGUUUUCAAACUUUGUAUCAGAGAAAUACGACGGUGACCGAGCUUCGUGGCACACAUUCAGCAAUACCGUAACGGCGAAUCAUGAGCAGUCUGAUUUGGGGACAAGUCUCCUCCUGACCAUGCCUCCUUCACCGACCCCAAACGCCCAGACCAGAUGGAGCCAUGCCCAAGUCAUUGGCCUGUUCUAUCAGGACGAAAUCGUUGAUUAUCAACACGGACUGGUGCGUCUCUGCCAGUCCGCCCAGCAAGUCUUUGCUAGUCAGCCUACCCGAUUGUUCCUUCAUGGCUUUUACAUACGUGGUUCACAGAUGGAGCUUUGGCUCUUUGACAGAUCCGGGUUGUAUUGCAGCGAAGUAUUCGACCUUCAGAAAGAUUUCGAUCAAUUUGUCUUCAUCAUGCUCCGCUACGGUCAGAUGACCGAUGAGCAACUAGGAACCCUGCAACGAAUCAAGACUGACGAGGAAGGAAGCUACAUUACUCUCGAGAAUGUGGCAAAUUCAAACUUGGCGAAACUUUACCUAGAAUCCCAGCCGAUUGCCUGCCGUGAAGGCCUUGUCGGAACGGGGACAACCUGCUACCGUGCCAAGCCAUCUGGCUCGAAUCGCUGGAAUUACGUCUUGAAAUUCAAAUGGAGAUGGGUCAGACACCGCCCAGAGGACGAGCUGCUCCGGCUAGCCCAGGAAAAGUGCGGCCGGUACGCCAUCUCCCUCGACCAUUACGAGGAAAUCAAAAGCACGGCAGAGUUGCGCGCAGGCCUCCGCUGGGGGACACAUGCAAGGUUUUCCAGCGAGCAGCACGCGGAUAGCACACGCAGAGACGUUGAAGGCCUGCGUCAACCGACCGGACUAGCCGACUACACGGAGAAAACCGACAACUACUUCCAAAACCGUAUCCUCACUUGUGUCGUUACGUCUCCUGCCGGCAGACCGCUUGACACCUUUCGAUCUCUGCUGGAGCUGCUUCAAGUAUUCCGUGACGCUGUCCAUUGCCACCGAUCACUCUACCGAGACGCACAGAUUCUACACCGGGAUAUCUCUGCAGGCAACAUGAUUAUCCUGGAUAACCAACAAGGGGGCGCGAGAGGGUGA
Messenger RNA from Metarhizium brunneum ARSEF 3297, 1245 nucleotides. RefSeq lists its product as uncharacterized. Gene Ontology annotation, biological process: protein phosphorylation. NCBI's taxonomy places the organism in Eukaryota, Fungi, Ascomycota, Sordariomycetes, Hypocreales, Clavicipitaceae. Gene Ontology annotation, molecular function: protein kinase activity. The record is from RefSeq and is a predicted model, not a curated record.